This is a messenger RNA of Aspergillus ruber CBS 135680, 2223 nucleotides long. Its product is annotated as dolichyl-diphosphooligosaccharide--protein glycosyltransferase subunit STT3. The coding region runs from base 1 to 2223 and encodes 740 amino acids. The record is from RefSeq and is a predicted model, not a curated record. The transcript has 6 exons. Gene Ontology annotation, biological process: post-translational protein modification. Gene Ontology annotation, molecular function: dolichyl-diphosphooligosaccharide-protein glycotransferase activity. Gene Ontology annotation, cellular component: membrane. NCBI's taxonomy places the organism in Eukaryota, Fungi, Ascomycota, Eurotiomycetes, Eurotiales, Aspergillaceae.
AUGGCCGACGCACCCGUUGAUGCUCUGCUGAAGGGCAGCUCCGGCAAGAACACACGCGGCCUUUUGCGCACUAUCAUUCUAUUUACUAUCGCAGCGGCCGCAGUGUCCAGUCGUCUGUUUAGUGUUAUCCGUUUCGAGAGUAUCAUCCACGAAUUCGAUCCCUGGUUCAACUUCCGCGCAACGAAAUACCUGGUUGAGAAUGGCUUCCAUAGCUUUUGGGAUUGGUUUGACGACCGCACAUGGCAUCCCCUGGGACGUGUCACUGGUGGCACCCUUUACCCCGGUCUGAUGGUGACAAGCGGCGCGAUUUACCAUUUCCUGCGCUUCCUCACGCUUCCGGUCGAUAUCCGCAACAUCUGUGUUCUGCUAGCACCUGCAUUCUCUGGUCUGACGGCCUUCGCAAUGUACCUGUUGACCAAUGAGAUGUCUCCGUCUCCGUCCGCAGGUCUUCUCGCGGCUGCUUUCAUGGGAAUUGUUCCCGGAUACAUCUCCCGCUCUGUCGCCGGUAGCUAUGAUAACGAAGCAAUUGCCAUCUUCCUGCUCGUUUUUACGUUCUUCUUGUGGAUCCGGGCUGUCAAGAACGGCUCCAUCAUGUAUGGAGCCCUGACAGCGCUGUCCUACGGGUAUAUGGUUUCAGCUUGGGGUGGAUAUGUUUUCAUUACCAACUUGAUUCCGCUGCACAUUUUUGUCCUCUUGUGUAUGGGAAGAUACAGCACUCGCCUCUACAUUAGCUAUACCACAUGGUAUGCUCUGGGAACUCUGGCGAGCAUGCAGAUUCCGUUUGUCGGUUUCUUGCCGAUUCGGAACAGCGAUCACAUGUCCGCCUUUGGUAUCUUUGGGUUGCUACAGCUCGUGGCUUUUGCUGAAUUCAUUCGAGGCUAUGUGCCAACCAAACAGUUCCAGAAAUUGCUCACCAGCAUGAUCAUCAUCACUGUCGCUGUUGGUUUUAUUGGUCUCUCUCUGCUUUCAAUCUCAGGGGUCAUUGCGCCAUGGAGUGGCCGUUUCUACUCGCUGUGGGAUACCAGCUAUGCCAAGAUCCAUAUUCCCAUCAUUGCGUCCGUUUCGGAGCACCAGCCAACCGCUUGGCCUGCAUUCUUCUUCGAUCUGAACUUCCUGAUCUGGCUAUUCCCCGCCGGUGUCUACAUUUGCUUCCGUGACCUGAAGGACGAACACGUCUUCGUCGUCAUCUACGGUGUCCUUGCUAGUUACUUCGCAGGUGUCAUGGUUCGUCUGAUGCUGACUCUGACGCCCAUCGUUUGCGUUGCGGCUGCUCUGGCCCUUUCCCACAUCAUCGACACCUAUGUUACCAUCUCGCCGAAGCAGGCUCAGGCCAAGUCAACUGAGUCGUCUUCCGAGUCCCUCCGUUCGAGCCGUUCCCCCGUUGUAGGAAUUUACUCUUACGCCUCUAAGGCUAUCGUGACAUCGUCUGUCGUGAUCUACCUUCUGCUUUUCGUUGCUCACUGUACCUGGGUCACCUCGAACGCUUACUCGUCGCCAUCCGUUGUUCUGGCUAGCCGACUCCCUGAUGGAAGCCAAUUCCUCAUUGACGACUACCGUGAGGCCUACUACUGGCUGCGUCAGAACACUCCUCAAAACGCCAAAAUUGCGUCCUGGUGGGACUAUGGUUACCAGAUUGGUGGUAUGGCUGACCGCCCAACUCUGGUGGACAACAACACUUGGAAUAACACGCACAUUGCCACUGUUGGAAAGGCCAUGAGCUCCCCCGAGGAAGUUAGCUACCCAAUCCUCCGCCAACACGAUGUCGAUUAUGUGCUUGUCGUUUUCGGUGGUCUGCUCGGAUACUCUGGUGAUGAUCUCAACAAGUUCCUGUGGAUGGUCCGUAUCGCCGAAGGCAUCUGGCCUGACGAGGUUAAGGAGCGUGACUUCUUCACUUCUCGUGGCGAGUACCGUGUUGAUGAUCAGGCCACUCCUACCAUGCGCAACAGCUUAAUGUACAAGAUGUCCUACUACAACUACAACUCCCUCUUCCAGCAAGGCCAGGCCAUCGACCGUGUCCGCGGUGUGAGACUUCCCGCUGAAGGACCCCAGCUGUCAACUAUGGAGGAGGCCUUUACCAGUGAGAACUGGAUCAUCCGGAUCUACAAGGUCAAGGACCUUGACAACUUUGACCGUGACCACAUGAGCGCUGCGGCCUUUGACCGGGGUCAGAAACGUAAGAGGGCUUCCAAGAGACGAGGCCCUCGUGUUCUGAGAACCGAGUAA